UGCCAUUUUUCGUACAAUUAUGCUAAACAUCAAUUAAUUUAAAGGAGAAAACCAAAUAAUCUUACAUUGUUUUCGAGCAAGAACUUCUUUUGCUUUUUAAAAGCUUAUAUAAAAGUGCUAACGGAUAAUGUUAAAAUCUUUCACGUUCGAUACAUUCAAGCUACGUUCAGCUACGAAACAAAUCUUUGGAACACAUCAGCACUAUUGUGCACUGAAUGACAAUCAAAGUCAUGGCCAAAGCGUGGAAGUAAGAAAAGCGUUAGAAGGAUGGGACGAAAAAUUGAAAGAAGCUGGCGUCGGUGACAUUGAAUUUAAUUUAAAAUGUUUGGUUGCUCAUGUACUUAAAAGGAAAUUCAGUACGUUAAAAUCUUAUAAAACGGAGAAAUUCACUGCCCAACAGCAUUCCGAAUUCUCACGUCUCUGCGAAGCCCGUUGUGCCCGUAUGCCUUUGCAGCACAUAUUGGGCGAGUGGGAUUUCAUGGAUUUAACUUUGAAAACAGCGCCAACGGUAUUCAUACCACGACCGGAAACCGAAGAAUUUGUAUCGAAAGUUAUAGAAGAAUACCGAAGUGUGAAGCAACCAAUUGAUAUGUUAGAAGUAGGUUGCGGCUCUGGUGCCAUAUCCUUAGCAAUAUUGAAUGCUUUACCUCAAGUUACAAGUACAGCAAUUGAACGUAGUAAGGUAGCUACAACUUUGGCUUGGGAAAAUGCGAAAUUCCUAAAACUAAGCGAUCGUUUCACUCCUUAUAAUCACACGACUUCAAAAAAUAACUAUUUACCUAAAGAGUUGGCGAAUAGAAAAUUUGAUUUAAUUGUUUCAAAUCCUCCAUAUGUGAGAACAGAAGAGUUUCCUUUAUUGCAACCCGAAGUGACACUCUACGAAAACCUAAAUGCGUUAGAUGGUGGUUCGGAUGGUUUGCAAAUCGCUCGUUUGGUUUUCGAUUUAGCUUGUCUACAUCUUCGUCCAGGCGGAAAGUUAUGGUUAGAAUUGGGCAGUGAGCAUCCACCAUUAGUUAAAACCAUAAUGAAUUUACAAUACGAAGGCCGUUUACGAUUCAUUUCCGGCUACAUCGAUCAAUACAAACGUGACCGCUUCGUGGAAAUUGAAAAAGUCUAACAUUAAAUUAUAUUUGCCAUCGUAGACUAUGUAUAUUAAUUUUUGUGAUUCCUUUCAUAGAGUAAUAAAUUACACUUUAAAGAUUCUACAAUA
Messenger RNA from Glossina fuscipes, 1210 nucleotides. It is a transcript of the gene HemK1, whose product is annotated as MTRF1L release factor glutamine methyltransferase. Lineage: Eukaryota; Metazoa; Arthropoda; Insecta; Diptera; Glossinidae. Gene Ontology annotation, molecular function: nucleic acid binding; protein methyltransferase activity. Bases 128 to 1117 code for a protein of 329 amino acids. Gene Ontology annotation, cellular component: mitochondrion. Gene Ontology annotation, biological process: protein methylation. The record is from RefSeq and is a predicted model, not a curated record. The transcript is spliced from 3 exons.